This is a messenger RNA of Hemiscyllium ocellatum (epaulette shark), 1347 nucleotides long. RefSeq names its product FSHD region gene 1 (gene frg1). The transcript is spliced from 9 exons. Lineage: Eukaryota; Metazoa; Chordata; Chondrichthyes; Orectolobiformes; Hemiscylliidae. Gene Ontology annotation, molecular function: actin filament binding. Bases 21 to 788 code for a protein of 255 amino acids. The record is from RefSeq and is a predicted model, not a curated record. Gene Ontology annotation, cellular component: striated muscle dense body; nucleolus; catalytic step 2 spliceosome.
UUCCGGUGUCCAUCUCCAAGAUGGCGGAAUAUGCCUGUGUGAAGAGCACGAAGCUGGUGCUGAAAGGGAUGAAAAGUGAGAAGAAAAAGAAAAAGAAAGGGAAAAGAAAACUAGAGGAGGAGGAACAGGUGCUUGAUAUCGUUGGAGGAUGGUGGGCAGUCCGGAAUUUUGGAGAAAUUACAGGCACUGUGGCAAUAGAGAUGGGAACAGGCACCUACAUCUGUGCUCUCGAUAAUGGUCUGUUUACUCUCGGAGCACCACAUAAAGAGGAUAAUGAAAGCCCUCAUCCCCCAGAGCAGUUAACAGCUAUCAAAUUAUCUGAAACCAGAAUAGCACUGAAGUCUGGCUAUGGCAAAUAUAUGGGCAUAAAUUCUGAUGGUGUUGUUACUGGACGAUCAGAUGCAAUCGGAUCAAGAGAACAGUGGGAGCCAAUUUUUCAAGAUGGAAAGCUUGCAUUGAUGGCAUCAAACAGCUGCUUUAUCUCUUGUAAUGACGAAGGUGACAUUAUUGCAAAGCACAAAACAGCAGGAGAAGAGGAAAUGAUAAAGAUUCGGUCUUGUGCUGAUAUUGUUGUGAAGGAAAAAAAUGAGCUUUUAGAUGAAGACAAGGGGAACGUAAAACAAUGUGAAAUCAAUUAUGUAAAGAAAUUCCAGAGUUUUCAAGACCAUAAACUUCGAGUAAAUGUAGAGGAUAGUAAACUGCUGAAGAAAGCCAGGAAAGAAGGUACUUUUCACGAGGCCUUGUUGGACAGGCGAUCCAAGAUGAAAGCUGAUCGAUAUUGCAAAUGAAGCAAUUUUGCUAUUUUCACUAGAUGUAUGAAUUUUUUUAAUCUCCAAGGCUGCUUGUGUUUAUAUAAAACUAGCAACGCUGUACAACAAGCAGCAUUACCUGUCAUGUAAACCUGCCAUUUUCAAUUUUUCUUUUACUUUUGAAAAGUGUGUUAGGUAGGUAGCCUUAUAUGGUUGCUAUUCCAGAUUAAUUACAUGAACAGCAUACGUGUUACACGGAAUUAAUUGUAAUUACUGAAUAUGCUACAUUCCCACUAAAUCUUUACUGUGGUGGUAUAUCCAAAAAUGAAAGGCGAGCUCAAGGAAUAGUUGUAUUAAAUAUUUGUUCUCUGUACAACAUUUUAUAAUGCCUUAAUUAGUUCAUUGUUGUUUUAUUCAUAUUUGCUAAUUCACAAUCCAUGCUGUGAUCUUGUGGAGGAUUCAAGUCUUAAAUUAGGGAGACAGGCAAACUGUCAAAGUCUCUCUAUUAUAAAAUUAUGUAUAAAAUUAAACUUUGUUUUUAUUAUUUUCCUGAUUUAUGCAGCAGAAAGAUGAUAUCAAACCCAACUGGACUUUUUCU